UUGCAGCACUAUUGUUAUUGCAAAGACAAUAAACAAACAAAUUUUUUCUUUGCCAGACGAAAAACAGUGUCCAGAAGCCUCAAAAUAUAAAUGGGAGUUACUGUCCUGCAACCGUAUCCGCUGCCAGAGGGUAAAUCCGGUGCGCACAUAAUCGACCAGCUGGGGAAAAGGCUGCUCUCGCUGGGCGCCACGCAUGCCGGCCAGUUCCUGGUGGACUGUGAGAGUUUUAUUUCCACUCCCCAGCCCCACAAUGGGGCGCCAGGACGAGCCGUUCAUGUCCUUCACAAUUCCGAGUAUCCCGCCUCGACGUUUUCCAUCAUCGACAACGGAACCGGGAAACAGGUCGCCCUGGUGGCGGACAACAUCUUCGAUCUCCUGAUGCUCAAGAUGACCAACACCUUCACCUCCAAGAAACAGACGAAGAUCGAGUCGCGCGGCGCUCGUUUCGAGUAUGGGGAUUUCGUGAUCAAGCUCGGCUCCGUCACCAUGAUGGACCACUUUAAGGGAAUCCUGGUGGAGAUCGAAUACAAAUCCUGCGUUAUUCUGGCCUACUGCUGGGAGAUGAUCCGUGAAGUGCUUCAGGGCUUUCUGGGAAUUUCCGUUUCCAAGGAUUUCCCCUCAUACUUCGCCCCGCAAACGAUCAUGACGCCGAUGGGCCAGCAGCAGCUCCACACGAAGCACAACGACAUCUAUGAGCCCAUGGACACGGUGAAGCAAUACCUGGAAACGUUCACCAACUACCGGAAACAGGUGCACAGCGGCAUGGGCGGGAAUACGGUGGGCCAGCCCAUGCACAUGUCGCCAUCGAUGGCGGGCCUGAGUAGACCCUGAUCCGCCGAAGUGAAGCUGGAGCCACCGGUGGUGGAGUGAUCGGGAGUCCUUUUUCAGGAUACCGAUGAUUUUCAAUUUUUUUUCAACAAUGCUUUCUAAACGGAUAUACAUAUUGUGUGUGUUUCCCAUCUUUAUGGGUUUUCGAUGGUGUUAUUAUGUUCUUGUCGAUGUCUAUGCUUAAAAUAUUGAAAUAUAAAAGAUUGUAAAAAUGAUUAUAAAUAAAAUAAUCAAUUUUCAAUCUCUUAAGAUUAAGCAAAAAAAACAAAAUAUUGUGAAUAGGCAGAAUUAAAUUAAUUAAAAUAUUGUGAAAUAAAAACACUACAACACUAUAGUUGGCAGAUAAAAUUAAGAAAUAAAUUAUAAAAUAAAUUCCCACUUAUUCUUAACCCUCUAUUGCAUAACUAAAAUAAAGGUAAUAAAGGAAAAACAUUUUUUUUUUACAUAAAUAAAUAACAUUUAACAUAUUUUUUCAAAAUUGAAUUUCAACAGAUUAAAAUCUGAUUAGGAAAUGUAUCUUUGUAUCAAAAAAAGAUAUAAAGUGUAUCCCAUUAUUAUAAGAAGCCAUAUAUGGCCCUGUAUGCGGUAGAGGGUUAAAAAUCUAUAUAUUUUUUUUCAAAAAUAAACACAAUUUAUGACCCCCUGAGUCCAUUGCCAAAUGCAUUCAAAAAUUAAAAUUUUUUUUUCAUUUUAUUUUUAUGUAUAUUUUCUGCUUUAACACAAUAGUUUAUAUAUAUAUUUAAUAUAUAGAUGUGUGGAUGUGGUGCAUAUUUUUUUUUUUUUUUCAAAUAAAAAAAAUACGCUGGAGUAAAUAUGAAUUUGUUUUUUUUUUUUUGUAUGUAUGAUGUGCGAAAAAAAAAACAAAAAAAAAUGUAUAUUAUAGGACGGGAUGUGGAGGGGGAGGAGGGGUUAAAAGCAAAGUGCAAAAGUCAUAUUUUCUUAUCUUAAAAAAUGCAAUGUUUAUUUAAUCAAAGAAAAAAAAAAUAGGGAGUAAGUGAGAAAAUAUGAAUUGUAGUAGAUAUAUGGUAAUAUAUAUGUGGUAAUAUGCAAAAUAUGAAACAUAUUCAUGUUUCUUCCUCUCUCACACACACUUAAUCAAAUAUUAAGGAAGUAUUACAGUUAAUUAGUAAAUUAGUGAUGAUACAAAAUGAAGAAUUUUUAAGAACAAAAAUAGGUGAGGUUUUUCAACGAUUGUUCAUUAAAAUUACUGCCGUAUUACAAUAGAUUUCAAAAGUUCACAUGAUUUUAUUUUUGUUUUGUUUUUGUUUUUGAAACGAUUCAAGUUCAUGCAUGUUGUGUAUGUCGUGAGUGUGGUCGUGAGUCUCGUGUGUAUGUGUGUAUAACAGUUUCAUAUAAGUAAUAUACUUUGUUUUUCUCUCUUCUCUUUCAUGUGGCAUUUAUGAGAGCAUGCUCUAAGUACGCUGCUCAGCCGAAGAAGAACCCACACAACAAAAUGCAAUUAUCGUUGUUCCUUGGUAUUCCACCAUCCUCAUAUAUCCCGUUAGCCCAUUUUAGAUUCCUUCCUCCUCCUCUCAUGGCAUAUGGCUGGAUUGGAUUGGAUUUGAUUGUUUUUUUUCUUUUUCUACAUAAUAUGAUUGAGUUCCUCUCUCGUCUUGUUUUUUUCUUUUUGUUUUUGCUUUUCUUUUUUUUUACAAAUAUUUAAAAUAUAUACUUCCUUCCGCUUUACGUUCCAUAAUGGGUUGGUUAGAUUAAAUGGUUUUAUGUUUUUUUUUUAUUUUUUAA
Molecule: messenger RNA, 2571 nt
Organism: Drosophila ananassae
Lineage: Eukaryota; Metazoa; Arthropoda; Insecta; Diptera; Drosophilidae
Gene: MED20
Product: mediator of RNA polymerase II transcription subunit 20
Exons: 2
Coding region: 91-831 (246 amino acids)
Biological process (GO): regulation of transcription by RNA polymerase II
Cellular component (GO): mediator complex
Molecular function (GO): transcription coactivator activity
Source: RefSeq, a predicted model, not a curated record